This is a messenger RNA of Lactuca saligna, 661 nucleotides long. The record is from the annotation of a GenBank genome assembly. NCBI's taxonomy places the organism in Eukaryota, Viridiplantae, Streptophyta, Magnoliopsida, Asterales, Asteraceae.
AAUCGAUUUUCAGUUAAAUCGAUUAUUCCAUUUAUAAUGUAAAAAUUACAAUAUCAUAUUUUCAGUGAAAAGAACCCCAAUACCUACAAACUCACAUCCAAACAGCCCUCUGUUUUAUUUUGCUUUCGUACGGGAAAAAAAGAAGCAGCUAAUGGCCGUCGUCAAACCAAACCUCCGCCGUCUCUCCGGCCUGGCCUCCAUCAACCGCUAUUGUUCAUCUACCUCCGCCGUGGCCUCCGCCUCCCAUUCCGACACAGACACUGACACCAGUAUAGUCGUCACCACCGCGACCAAAACCAUUCAGAAACUAUCUCACUCGGAAACCCUAAUAUCAGAAAAACUCCACUCUAUAAUCAAAAACCACCACCGUCAAAACCCCAACCCUAGCCCCAUCCCCACCGAUUUUCCUCCCAACUUUACCAUCCCUUCGCUCUCCUCCGACUUCUCAAAUCUCUCCCGCCAACAGCCCAUCUCACCCGCCGUAAUCCGCUCCGUAAUUGAAAAAUGCGCCGCCGUCCGCCAUGGUAUUCCUUUUACACCAACCCUAGCUUUCUUCAACUGGGCUACCAGCACAACAACCGGUUCCUCGGAUACAUAUAACGAAAUGAUCGACCUCGCCGGAAAAGUCCGACAUUUUGACGUAGCGUGGCAGGUAUGUUAG